Molecule: messenger RNA, 1271 nt
Organism: Lates calcarifer (barramundi perch)
Lineage: Eukaryota; Metazoa; Chordata; Actinopteri; Centropomidae
Product: probable acyl-CoA dehydrogenase 6
Exons: 8
Coding region: 1-1011 (336 amino acids)
Biological process (GO): fatty acid beta-oxidation using acyl-CoA dehydrogenase
Molecular function (GO): acyl-CoA dehydrogenase activity; flavin adenine dinucleotide binding
Source: RefSeq, a predicted model, not a curated record
AUGAUGAUGAAAGGCAAAAGAAAGGAAGAUUAUGGAGGCUUGGGACUGGACUACAGCUACAGUGUGGCAGUGGCAGAGGAGCUAGGCCACAUCCGUUGUGGAGGCAUCCCCAUGGCCAUCGGUGUCCAGACUGACAUGACAACUCCUGCACUGGCCAAGUUUGGUUCAGCUGAGCUAAAGAAAGAGUUCCUCCUUCCCUCCAUCAUGGGGGACAAAGUGGCUUGCCUCGGAGUUAGUGAAGUUGGAGCUGGCUCCGAUGUCUCAAGUAUUACGACCAAGGCAGUGAGGAAAGGGGAUGAGUAUGUGAUCAAUGGGGGAAAGAUGUGGACCACAAAUGGUACACAGGCUGACUGGAUGUGUCUCUUGGCCAACACCAGUGACGGACCCCCACACAGGAACAAAUCUCUCAUCUGUUUGCCCAUGAACCUGCCAGGAGUGCACAUUGCACGCAAGAUUGAUAAACUGGGUAUGUGGUCAUCAGACACAGCUGAAGUGUUUUUUGAUGAUGUCCACGUGCCAUGCAAGAACGUCAUCGGCCAGGAAGGCAUGGGCUUCACCUACCAGAUGCUUCAGUUCCAGGAAGAGAGGCUCUGGGCAGUGGCCAAUAUCUUGACAACAAUGGACAUCAUCAUUCAGGAAACCAUCCAGUACACAAGACAGAGGAAGAUCUUCAAGCAGCCUGUCCUCUACCACCAGGCGGUCCACUUCAGGCUGGCUGAGCUGCAGACGGAGGUCGAGCUGCUCCGCUCCCUCCUCCACCGAGCUACGGCAUUGUACAUUAAAGGCAAUGAUGUCACCAAGCUGGCAUCCAUGGCCAAAUUGAAGGGCGGCCGUCUGGCCAGAGAGCUGAGUGACAGCUGUCUUCAGUACUGGGGAGGGAUGGGUUUCACCAAUGAUGUGCUGGUUAGCAGAUUUUACAGGGAUUCACGGUUAAUGUCGAUCGGUGCAGGAGCUGAUGAGGUCAUGCUGGGAAUCAUCUGCAAGUACAUGGACACACUACCCAAGAAGUGAUGUCAUCAACAGCUGACCAUUUAUGUUGUUAAAAAACUGAUUACACCUAAGUGCAGUUCUAAUGUUUCAACUCUGACAUAUGCAUUUUGCCUUUGUUUUAACAGUGCUGUAUGUGGUCACUCACAAAGAAUAAUGAAGCUUGUUAUGUAAUUUAUUAAGUAUCAAUUAUCCUUUGAAGACUAAAGCUAUUUUACUAAGUAGACUAAGCUAAAUCAUGUGUAUGAAAAUGACUGUUGCGUAAAAUAAAUAUCCAGCAAAGA